This is a messenger RNA of Gadus morhua (Atlantic cod), 2024 nucleotides long. It is a transcript of the gene aatf, whose product is annotated as apoptosis antagonizing transcription factor. NCBI's taxonomy places the organism in Eukaryota, Metazoa, Chordata, Actinopteri, Gadiformes, Gadidae. Bases 25 to 1743 code for a protein of 572 amino acids. The transcript has a single exon. Gene Ontology annotation, cellular component: nucleolus; nucleus. The record is from RefSeq and is a predicted model, not a curated record. Gene Ontology annotation, biological process: regulation of transcription by RNA polymerase II.
CACACGUGUGGUCAAAGUUGAAAGAUGGCUGGUUCGGUUUCCCAGCAGCUUGAGGAAUUGUUAAACCCUUUACCAAAAUUCGCAGACCCCGAGAACGACCAGGACGAUGAGACAAAAGCCCAAGUUGAUGACAGGUUUGACGAAGACGAUCACGAAGAUCACGAAGAUGGGUUUGGCCUUAGCAAUCUGCGAAAGCACAACACAUCUCUGCUGGCUGAGACCGAUCGCCGAUACGUGGGACAGGCAGUAUCUCGUAAACAACUGCUUAAGGAGAUGGGUCAAUCUGAUGAAGAAGGAGAUGAUAUGUCCGAAACGAAAGGUGAGGACGAUGAUGAUGAUGAUGAUGAUGACCACGACGAAGAGAUCGAAUCCGACGAGUGUGAUGAUAUUGCAUCUGGGGCUGAAAGAGAGACGCAAGAAGAGCAGCUGAUAGGGAAAUCAAAUGGUACAGUCAAAACCCUUGUGUCUAACAAGAAACGUCCAGACUUCGUUUGUGCUGAGGGUGUUGACUUGCACAAGUUAACAGAAGGGAUGGACGAUCUGGGAGCGAGUGACGAUGACGAUGGGAGUGAUGAUGAUGAUGGUGAUGAUGAUGAUGGAGAGGAAGAUGAUGAUGAUGAUGACUCUGAAGAGGGGACUGAGGAUGAAGACCAGGGCACAGUCAAGACCUUCUCUAAGGAGAAGGUGGACGAGGAAGUUGAGAAGGGCAAAGCAGUGAAGAAUCAGCUCAUCCUGUGGGACCAACUGCUGGAAGGGCGAAUCAAGAUCCAGAAGGCUCUCGCCACGGCCAAUCAGCUUCCACAACCGCUGACGUUCCCAGAGUUUAAAAAGCAGGGCGGUGCAGAGUUUGCUGGGGCGCUGAAGAACAGCCACAAAGCCCUGAAGGCUCUCCAGCGGUCUCUACUGGAGCUGCAGGACCAGCUGCUGCACCAGAACCCCGACACCAGGCCCAUCUCCAUGGGGAAGAGCUAUGGAGCUGCGGCCAAUAGCGACGAUGAGCUCAGCGAGGUGAUGGAGGUGGAACCGGCGGCUGGAUCCGGCGCCCUGAAGCGUAAGCUGGAUGUGGGACAGUACCCGGCCUUCAUGGCCAAACGCUUCGCUGACUUCCAGCCCUACUGCAACGGCACGCUGCAGAAGUGGCACGACAAGACCAGGCUGACCAUGGGCAAGAGCAGCAAGGGCUUUGGCGCCUUCGAGCGCAACAUCAUCACCCAGGUGGAGCAGGUGCUCCUGGACAAGGAGAGGCUGCUGAGGAGAACCCAGACCCGCCGCACCGAGUACAGGGUCCUUGGGAAGAAGGACACGUCGUCCGCCGCGCCCCCCGAAGAGCCGGCCGCACCCCUCGUGGAUAGAGAAGAAGAGGAGCCCGCGGACGAGCAGAUGAUGAAGGCCAACCGGCACCUCAAGGACCUGGACGAGGACAUCUUUGACGACGACGACUUCUACCACCAGCUCCUCAGGGAGCUGAUCGAGCGCAAGACGAGCGCCGCCGACCCCAACGACCAGGUGGCCAUGGGCCGCCAGUGGCUGGCCAUCCAGAAGCUGCGCAGCAAGAUCAAGAAGCGCGUGGACACCAAGGCCAGCAAGGGGCGAAAGGUACGCUUCACCAUCCACAGCAAGAUGGUGAACUUCAUGGCCCCGGUCGACCACAGCCCCAUGAACGACGAGGCCAGGACCGAGCUGUUCCGCUGUCUGUUUGGCAAAAACUCGCCGCUGGAGGGGUCGCAGGUGGGCGUCAUGUAAAGGAGGUCAAUGUCGAUGAGGCCUUCGGACCCUGGCAACCGCCCGAGACGUCUACCUGGACUAUUAUGGUUCAUAUUCUUGGUACCGAAGAUUAAUGUUUUGUAUGGAUUAUGAGGGAAUGGGAUUGGAUAAAGUCCAUUGCUUUGCAGAUGAGCCGUGUCUUCGGUUAGCAACGUUUCUUUAAUGUGUAUAAGCACAAUAUCUGUUUAACUUUAUAAUAGCCUUUUAAAACCCCAAUAUCUCUGUGUUCUUCUACCAUAAAGUCUCUAUUAUGACAAUGA